Messenger RNA from Colletotrichum fioriniae, 1356 nucleotides. Lineage: Eukaryota; Fungi; Ascomycota; Sordariomycetes; Glomerellales; Glomerellaceae. The record is from RefSeq and is a predicted model, not a curated record.
AUGGCGGAUUGGCAACAAAUCGCUCGCAAGCACUGCGAGGAGCAAAAGAAGAAGAUACCGUUGGAUUGGCUCUUGGAUAAUGAGAAGUUAGAACAGCUUCGCGGCGCCGGCACCGCACAGGAGGGCCACCUCAUCGAUCUCCAAGCAGCCAAGAAUUCAGGCAUUUUAGACAGCAACGAAAUCGACAUCACCGAGAACUACACUGCCCGUGAGCUCGUGAAGAACAUUCGCCUAGGAGCACUCAGCGCAGAGAGAGUGGCAACGGCGUAUUGCAAGCGAGCAGCCGUUGCUCAGCAGUUGUCUCCGGAGACCUGCGAUUCCGAGAACAACAUCUUCGGCCGAACCCUCAACCCGCACAGUACAAAGUUGACAGCUGGCGGCUCUAGUGGAGGCGAGGGAGCGCUUGUAGCGUUCCGCGGAUCACCCCUGGGCAUCGGUAGCGAUCUGGCCGGUUCUGUACGCAUCCCAGCUUUCUGCUGCGGCGUGUACGGCUUCAAGCCAACCGUGGAUCGUAUACCGUUCGCGGGGCAGUCUCUGUCUCCGUGGCCCAUGAAUUGGAUGUCCGCUGUGAUGCCCGCUCUAGGUCCAUUGGCCAACUCCGCCGACGACUUGUCGCUCCUCAUGGAGGUCGUUACCAAGCUUAACCCGUGGAAGUACGAUGGUAGUGCGAUCGAUCUCUCCUGGAGAACCCUAGUCGAGCCUCGAUCGAAACCACUUACGAUCGGGAUCUUGCCUGAAGAUCCCGAAUAUACUCUACAUCCUCCUAUACGCAGGAGCCUAGCUGAAGCAGCGUCCGCUCUUGAGGAAGCUGGUCACAAAGUCGUCCAUCUUGCAACGGAUGCGAAGCGUAGCGCGGCUCUCGGUGCAAGAAUCUCGUACCAAUACUUCAGCAUCUCAGCACCAGCUGUUACUGACUUUGGAGAGCCUUUUGUUGCCUCUGUUGCCAAAGGAAUGCAUCCCUUCUCUACUGGAGACUUCCCUGUGGACCCAAAGCUGGACAUUCCAAGCCAGUUUUCGGGACUGAACAGGGCUCGCGCAGCUUACGCCCAGUCAUGGAGCCAAAUCUGGCAAGAGCACGAUCUCGACAUUGUAUUAGCUCCUGGAGCAUCCUGCACUGCCGUCCCACACGACACCUUUGGCCUCCCCGUGUAUACAGUCAUGUGGAGUUUGAUUGACUUCCCUGCAGCAGUCAUUCCCUUUGGCACUGCGUCCGCGACGCGAGACUCUGAGCCACAGAAGGCCAUCGCGGAUUUUGUACCUGAUUUGCAGAUUAUUGCGCCGAGGUUCCGCGAUGAAGAAUGUCUGGAGGCCGUUGGCAUCAUUGACAAGAUUCUCAAUACUCGUACUCGACAUUGA